Molecule: messenger RNA, 1944 nt
Organism: Anopheles merus
Lineage: Eukaryota; Metazoa; Arthropoda; Insecta; Diptera; Culicidae
Product: membrane-bound alkaline phosphatase-like
Exons: 6
Coding region: 77-1654 (525 amino acids)
Biological process (GO): dephosphorylation
Molecular function (GO): alkaline phosphatase activity
Source: RefSeq, a predicted model, not a curated record
GGUACGGCAGGCUUACGACCGGCAAAGCGCGACAAGUGUUCGACAGUGACAGUCCAGAACAGAAAAGGGGACACUCAUGAACCGCUGGGGCGCUUGGGAGGCUCUGCUGAGCCUGCUACUUAUCCUGGCAGUCGGUUCCUCGUGGAUCCAGGUCAAAGGGCACGAAGAGCACGAUGCUCACCACUGGAAGCAUAUGGCCCACGAGCUGCUGUACGAGAAGAAGGACUACACGAUGCAGAAGAUUAACAUUGCCAAAAACAUCAUGGUGUUCGUCGGGGCGGGCAUGUCCCAGACAACCGUGACUGGGGCCCGGUACUACAACGGGGGCGACAAUGAAACGUUUGCCUUCGAGCGUUUGAAGUGGAGCGGAAAUGCACGGACGUACUGCGUCGAUAGCCGCGUGCCGGACAGUGCCUGCGCCGGGACAGCCUUUCUGACGGGUGUGAAAUCGAACCUCGGCACGGUGGCAAUGGACCCGACGGUCCGCCGGGGCGAGUGUGCCAUGGAUCCGGCGAAACAACUGGCCUCCAUCGCCAAAUGGGCGCUCGAGGCGGGCAAAGCGGUUGGUUUUGCGACAACGUCUCGCGUGACCUCCGGCUCAAACGCAGCCCUGUACGCGAACAGCCCGGACAGCCGGUGGGAAAACGAUGCGGACGUUAGUGCUGGCGGAUGCAAUACCGCCACCGUACCGGACAUUGCUCAUCAGCUCAUUCACGGUGACAUUGGCAAGCAGUUUAAGGUGAUUCUGGGUGGUGGGCGCAAACAUUUCCUUCCCACCGUCGAGACGGACCCAUCCGGUCAGCGGGGACUGCGCACGGAUGGCAAAAACCUCAUCAACGAGUGGAAACAAUCGAAGGCGGGAGCGAAUGCGACGUACAUCACUACCGUGAACGAACUGGCCAGCCUGGACACGUCCAAGAUUGACUACCUGUUCGGUCUGUUCGACUACGACCAUCUUCCGUUCAGCGCGGACAUUGCCAACGGCAGCGUCACACCCGCCCUCGUCCGCAUGGUGCACUACUCGCUCGAGAUGCUGCAGAAAAAGGAACACACCAACGGGUACCUGCUGUUCGUCGAAGACGGUAACAUCCGGCGGGCCCACGGUCAGAACAAACCGCGCAAAGCGUUCGACCAGGUGCGCCACUAUGCGAACGCCUUCAACAUGGCCCACAUGAUGGCGAACGAGCAGAACACGCUGUUCAUCUCGAUGAACGACGUUGGAAGUACGCUUUCCCUGCCCGGCUAUCCGGCCCGUUCGUCCGACCUGUUGGACUCGGCCGCCGGAACCAGCAGUGCCGAUGGGUUGCCUUACCUCGGGCUUACCUACGCCACCGGCCCAGCACACUCGACGUACUACCGGACCGGGUCGGGUCGGCUAGACCCGAUGGAAGUGCUGCAGAGUGUGCCGAACGGGCUGGAACGUACCUGUCCGGCACUGGUCCCGAUGGCGGAAGGGGCUGACGGUGGGGAGGAUGCGACCGUGUAUGCUUCCGGUCCGUGGGCGUUCAUGCUGUCGGGAGGCUACGAGCAGCACUUUGUGGCGCACACGAUUGCGUUCGCUUCCUGCAUCGAUGGUGCUUGCGAUGGGGCGGCCACGUUGGUUCUUUCCACAGCGACGUUGCUGGCCGCACUCGGUGUGCGGCUGUUUGUGUAGAGUAUUUUGAACUGUUUGAUGUAACAAAUGCACUAAGAAAGGCGAAAUGAGAGACCGAAGUAUCCACUUUUUGUACAAAACCAUGCCCAGAAUGGUCUAUUUGAUGCGCAAGGGAGUGUACAAAGAUAUAGAAAAUGGCUUGAAAAUACUUAAAAAGACAGGAAAAUAUACAGAAAAGAAGGUGGCAUUGACUUGGGAUGGUUUUAUUUUAAAUUAGAAGAUGUUAACGUAAAAAAUGUACUAAAUUUGCAAAAGUGUUUUUGAAAGAUUUGAAAUAAAGAAGCAAAAAC